AUGAAAUUCGUGGUGUUUUGCCUCUUUGUUAUUACAAAUAUCUGCGACGAUGGUAAGGCAUCUGUGGACAAUUUCGCGCCAACGAACGACGCUAAUGUUUUGACGGAGUUCACGAAAAAUUCAGACUCAUGCCAUCGACCUUGCAAGUUCAACGUGAAACCGCAAAGAUGCUAUUAUACUUUUGACGUGGAACCAAACCUGGAUGAUGGAACAACCCUUGCAAUCAAUGGCCUGACCCCAGGGCCUACAAUACACGCUUGUGUGCAUGACAUAAUCGUGGUACAAGUCAGGAAUAAGAUACCAGACCAGGAUUUGGCUAUACAUUGGCAUGGAGUGGAGCAAAGGGGGACACCAUAUAUGGACGGUGUGUCUAUGAUCACGCAAUGUCCUAUAAGCUAUGGGUCGACGUUUAAAUAUGCCUUUAAGGCAUCGACAUCGGGGACAUUCUUCUAUCAUGCUGAUUCAGUUGCCCAUCAGAGUGACGGUGUCUAUGGUGCUCUUAUCAUAGACCAGCCACGACACUUAGAACCCCAUUCUUCAAUAUACGACUUCGAUAAGAGCGAAGACCAUACCCUAGUCAUUGGAGCGAGAUUCCCAGAAUUGCUCUCAGCCAGCCUGGAAGACUUGACUAAAAUUGCUCCUAGAAGUCUUAUUAUAAAUAAAGAAGAAAGUGACACUAAAUUAUUCGUAACGCAAACGUCAGGGUACCGAAUACGUUUGGUAAACGCAAUUGCGUUAGAAUGCCCUGUCUUAGUCAGUAUUGGCGACCAUUUGGUGACUGUCAUCGCUAGUGACGGGAAACCAGUCCAACCUGUUACCACUGGCGUCGUGAGACUAUAUCCAGGGGAACGUAUGGACGUCGCGGUCCGCGCUGACCAGCCCAGCGCUGGGUACUGGCUCCAAGUGAAAGGUGAAGAGGCAUGUGACGGGUUAAAAGCGCGUUCGAUGUUUUUGUAUUCAGGUUUUAAUUAUACCUCCAUGUUAGAGGACAUACCAAACGAAAUGACUUACGACAAAAAUAGUAUCGUCUGUGGUCAACAAUUACUGUCAAGCAAAGACGUUACAUCAAAAUCUGUUGUCAAGUCGGUAUACCUUGGAAUAGAGAAGAACAACAUCGCAGUUAAGGACAACGAACUUGAUUUUCGGUACCUCAGCGAUGUUGUGCCUAAGAAGCCAUUCUUUCCAACUGCUUUGUCUCUUAAAGAAGCCGUUGUCCAGAUCAAUGGCAGAAACUUCUUGUACCCCAACGCUCCUUUAUUGCUGAAGCCACAUGACGUCUUCAGAGAUAUCGUGUGCAAUGUGGGUGAAGAGAGCAAACACAAGGAUGUCCAGUGCAUGCAGGUGUUGACAGCAGAUGUUAACGGAGCUCUGGAACUUAUUUUAGUUAACGAAGGUUUCCAUAGCAACGACUCCUAUACGUUCCACAUGCAUGGCUUCAGCAUGCACGUAGUAGCUAGUUGGCAGAGUCCAGCUGGUCUACCCUUGUCAAGGGAGGAGUUUGAAAAGUUGGAUAAGGAUGGCCUAAUUGUCAGAAAUCUACAAAAUCCGCCCAUCAAAGACACCAUAUCUGUACCCAACAAGGGUUUCACGAUAGUCAGAUUCAAUCCAGGUCAUGGAGGGAACUGGAUGCUAGAAUGUAGGUCUUGCAGUCUUACUUUGCCGGCUGCGAUUGUUAUUAGUGUUCCUAUAUCUUUACCUAAGGCGGUUGUUAAUUCGUUACCCAGCUGUGGAAGCUACAAGCCAGCUGAUGUACUUCUAAAUUGA
Molecule: messenger RNA, 1764 nt
Organism: Leptosia nina
Lineage: Eukaryota; Metazoa; Arthropoda; Insecta; Lepidoptera; Pieridae
Source: the annotation of a GenBank genome assembly